This is a messenger RNA of Anas platyrhynchos (mallard), 2494 nucleotides long. The record is from RefSeq and is a predicted model, not a curated record. NCBI's taxonomy places the organism in Eukaryota, Metazoa, Chordata, Aves, Anseriformes, Anatidae.
AUGCCCCACACAGCCCUGCAGACUCUUGCACAGGCACUGCGGGACACAGCACACUCUCGCGUGUCUGAAGUGCUGGAGAAGACACAAAAAAACUGGGAACACGGCCAACGAUCAGCAGCACUUGGGGACCUGGCACAAACGGGGUGCAAAUUGAGAGCAACAAGUUCAGCCGGGGUCCAGACCGACCUGGAGAGGACGUGGACGACUUCUCUGCCAGGGCCUGAUUCCCGGGUACGCGCAGGAGCAAGGGCUUCCAGCAGAGACCCUGCAGCAGCUAGCCCAGGCCAGGGUAAGAAGCAAAAACAACAGAGAGAGAAACACGUCAAACCCAGGCAGGGGACAGGAAACGAGGGGACAAGCCAAGGCAAGGGCAGGAAGGAGAGCAGUCCUGGGGGAUGGGAUGAAGAGGAGGAGAUCGUCAUCAUCAACUCCUGGAUCAACCCCAGGUUCGCCAGCCUCUUAACAGACCCACAGGACGUUCCCCAGGAAGAGGGCAGCGCAGCCAGCAGUGUGGACAGGGAGGCAGCAGAAGAAGCAAAACACCCAGCAAGCGCCUCUCCUGGCUCGCUGCAAACCACGGACACUGUACCAUCAGCUGCUCCCCAGGAAGAAAUUCCUGGGGAAGAGAGGCACAGCACGCCUCUCACUUCAACAACAGCAGCCCAGAGCAGGCCAGCAAGUCCUCCAGCAGCCCCUGCUCUGGAAGAUGAGGGACACAGGACGCCUCCCCUGACACGUGGGGCUCCACAGUCAAAACCAUCAGCCUUUCCAAGCCCCAGUGAGCACAGCACUGAGGUGAUGGUUGAGAGCCAGGGACGUGCCCGACAUGCCUCCAGUGCCUGUGAUGAAGAGCUGGAUGAAGGAGUCAAGACCGACCUUUCCACAGUCCUACGCUGUGCUGUAGCCAUGAGCCAGGGAGCCGUGAGCAAGGCACCAAGUGCUCCCUCGGCCACAGGACCCAGCGUGCCUCCUCCCACAGCAGAGCCUGCAGAAUCUACAUCCUCAGCAUCUGCCUUGGCUGGAGCACUGGGGGACCUGGCACACACGGGAAGCACAGGGAGAGCAACGAGAUCAGCCGGGGUCCAGACAGACGUGGAGAGGAGGCGGACCACUGCUCUGCCAGGGCCUGAUUCCCGGGUAUGCGCAGGAGCAAGGGCUUCCAGCAGAGACCUUGCAGCAGCUAGCCCAGGCCAGGGUAAGAAGAAAAUACAACAGAGAGAGAAACACGUCAAACCCAGGCAGGGGACAGGCAACGAGGGGACAAGCCAAGGCCGGGGCAGGAAAGAGAGCAGUCCUGGGGGAUGGGAUGAAGAGGAGGGGAUCGUCAUCCUCAACUCCUGGAUCAACCCCAGGUUCGCCAGCAUCUUCACAGACCCACAGGACGUUCCCCAGGAAGAGGGCAGCGCAGCCAGCAGUGUGGACAGGGAGGCUGCAGCACAAGAAGCAGAACAUCCAGCAUGUGCCUCUCCUGGCUCGCUGCAAACCACGGACACUGCCCCAUCAGCUGCUCCCCUGGAAGAAGGUCCACGGGAAGAGAGGCACAGUACGCCUCUCACAACAGCACUGGCACAGAGCAGGCCAGCAAGUCCUCCAGCAGCCCCUGCUCUGGAAGAUGAGGGACACAGAGCACCUCCCCUGACACGUGGGGCUCAACAGUCGAAGCCAUCAGCCUGUGCAAGCCCCAGUGAGCACAGCGCUGCCGUGAUGGUGGAGAGCCAGGGACGUGCCCGACAUGCCUGCAGUGUCUCUGAUGAAGAGCUGGAUGAAAGAGUUGACACCAUCGUGGCUGCAGUCCUACUCCACUCUGUAGCCAUCAUCCAGGGAGCCCCAAGCAAGGCAGCAAGUGCUCCCUGGGUCACAGUGCCCAGGGUGCCUCCUCCCACACCAGAGCCUGCAGAAUGUACAUCCUCGGCCUCUGCCUUGGCCGGAGGCCCUGUGGGGGAGGCCAAUGAAGCCCCUCUCGCUGCAGCAGCAGCGCCACAAGAAGAAGGUGGAGAAGGGGCUUCUCCUUUGGCUGCAGAGCCUCUCCAGGAGCCCAGCAGAGAUUUCCGCCCAGCAGCAGCUGACAAAGCAGGAGCAGCAGCCAGUCCCUUGGUUCCUGGGCACCAGGUGGCCAUCGAGCAGGGAGGCCAAGCGCAGUCCUCCUCCUGCACCAAAGAUACGACAGCAGAUGAGCCAGCAACAUCCCAGACACAAGCACCAUCCCAGGAUCUGUUGGCCGGGCCUGUUCAGCGCAGCGAGCAGCAGCAAGCACAAGGUUGGCAGCACCACGCGCAGCGGGGCUGGCUGGUCCUGGGCCACCCCUUCCCGGGGAAAGGCCUUGGAGGGGGGGACAGGCUCGCCCAGCACCCGCUCAGGCCCUAACCUACACCUCUGUGUCCCCCACAGGCAUCCAUGACCUCGCACAAGCCCCGGCACGCCAGCCACGGCCCUCCCGCAUCAGGAGGGCACUUCGCGCGCUGCGCAGGGCUUUCCGCUGCAGCUGCAUCACAGG